CGCGCCAUUUUGACCGUGCUUUCCGUGCAUAGAAUGCAUGCAGUAUUACACGCACGCUAAAUAUGCACACAUUACACAUGCGCCGUAUAUCUCCAACGUGUAACGUGUUUUUAUUUACAUCAUUUGCAUUUUUGCGAAACGCCACCAUCGCUGAAUCAAAUUAACGGGAAGUGAAGAUUAAUUUCAUCAAUAUCUAACGGUUUUGCUCAAUGAAUGAUGUCUUUAGCCGCACCAAUGAAUUCCUUAUUUCAUCGAGGUGUUCAUGGAUCGCCUUCCCAACGCCUUGAUUUUGGCGAUGCUCUCGGUUCAGAAGGCGAAAGUGACGCGUUUUGCAGCUUACUCCGAUUUCAACGAAAUACAGGAAGGAGCCAUUGAUCACAGUCCCAUUUCAAGUUCAUUUUCAGACGACCGUGAUGAUUCUCUUAACCUUACAGCAGAAUGGGACCCCGCCUUGGCAACCCCUAAAGCAGUCCAUCAAGACGGCGUGUACAACGGACCAAAUUCAAGACUCCAUGAUGGCGAAAAUUCAAUCGCAUCGCCUCAUUUUCGAAGGCCAAGCGACUCGAGUUGCAGUCCCUCUCCGAUGGUAUGCGCAAGCAGCCCCGCCUCCUCCGCUGGCGGGGGCGACGUCGUGGGAUCUCCACCCCCACACAAGAGGCUGCGAAACCUCAAACUUUUCGAUUCACCUCACACACCCAAAUCGCUGAUUCAAAAGGCAAAUGCUAGUGCUAGACGAAACAAACUUCUAGCAAGUAGACUGUUCAGCGAAAAACCUGCUAGUUCUACUCCUACUGAUCAUGGCGAUGGGCCUAUUGCCUUUGGCAUUGCGAGGCCGCACACGGCUCCGAACAUGAGAAAUUUACAGAGAAGAAGCACAAGAAUACCCAAGACAAGACAGCAGAAUGUAGCUAAUGUCAACCCUUUCACUCCGUCAGCCAUGCUGCAAAAUGCGACCAAGAAAAGGCUUCGACAGGAGAGGAGUAUUCUAGAUGAUGAUGAAGACUUGGAUGAUGACAUGGAUGGUAGUUAUACAGAAAACCCAGCCAAGAGGAUAGCCCUACGAGACAGUGACAUCUCUCGCUAUGAGGCAGAGUUUGUCGAGGUCGGUAAGGUUGGUUCAGGGGAGUUUGGUUCCGUCUAUAAGUGUAUCAACAGGCUUGAUGGAUGCUUCUACGCCAUCAAAAAAUCAAAAAGGCCCAUCGCUGGAUCGGCUUUUGAACAAAUGGCUCUGAAUGAAGUGUAUGCCCAUGCAGUGCUAGGGACUCACAUUCAUGUGGUCAGGUACUACUCAGCUUGGUCCGAAGCAGGUCACAUGAUCAUACAGAAUGAAUACUGUAAUGGAGGUAGUUUAGCAGACAUCAUCUCGUCAAACAAACAGAACAACCAUAGGAUGACAGAGAUAGAACUCAAGCAGGUCCUGGUCCAGAUAGCCCAAGGUCUUAAAUACAUCCACUCAGAGGGACUAGUCCACAUGGAUAUCAAACCAGGAAAUAUCUUCAUCUCCAAGAAGGAGCCCCUCCCAUCCACCACACCGGAGUCCGAGAAGAUAGAUGAGGAGGAGGAGGAAGGAGCCACGGAAGAUAACACCCCACUCGCAUCACUUAUUUAUAAAAUUGGUGAUCUGGGUCAUGUGACUUCAAUCUCCAAUCCCAAGGUAGAGGAAGGUGAUGUCAGGUUCUUACCGGUAGAGAUCUUACAAGAGGAACACGGCCAUCUGACCAAAGCAGACAUCUUUGCCCUAGCCCUGACGGCUUACCUGGCGGCCGGCGGUGAAUCCUUGCCUAAGAACGGAGAUGAUUGGCAUAGAAUAAGACAGGGUCAUUUUCCUCCGCUACCACACAUCUCAACUGACCUGGUAGAUCUAUUACAGACUAUGAUCGACCCAGACCCAUCACAGCGCCCCUCUGCAUCGGCCUUAGUCCAACACCCUUUACUAUGUCCUAACAGCAAACGAUCCUUCACCCAACUCAAGAGGGAGCUAAACGUCGCUAAGUUCCAGAAUGCAAUCCUCUCCAGAGAGCUGAACGAGGCCCGUAAGAGCACCAUGAACCCUCCUCCCAAGUCAAGGUCAAACGCAGGUCGACUCAUCGGCAAGAAGGUCAAUCGAAGUAUGAGCCUUACCAUCUAUUGAAGACUGUGAUCCCCUUACAGAUUCAUUUAAACAAACAAUAAACUACCCCCUCCAAAGGAAAGCUGAUAAUGAUUAAAUCCAUGUGAUAUUACCACAUACAGUCACAUUUAUAUCAUAGCAACAGGAAACCUAAGUCGAGACUUAUACACCCAUUAAUGGUGUUUCCACCAAGUCUGGUAAGAAGGUCAACCGAAGUAUGAGCCUUACCAUCUAUUGAAGACUGUGAUCCCCUUACAGGUUCAGUUAGACAUACAAUAAACUUGCUUUGUAAAUGAAUUGCAAGAGGAAUUAUUUUGGGUGUAGAAACAAGAUAUUUCUGCCUGACAUGGUAUUUUAUCUUGAAGAACCAGUAUGUUUACUUAUGGCAACAGUUUUUAAUAAUUUUUUACAAUCGAUAAACUUAGGGUGAAUGCUUAUUUCGUGUAAAUAAAAUUGCUCUAUGUGUUUGGUUCGCUAUCUAGCAAGAAACAAAGUUAUGAAGUAAACUCUGCAUUUAUCUAAGUAUCUAAGUUGUCUUCAUGGCGAGUCCAUUACAUUUUCAAAGUUUUUUCUAGGCAACUUUUAUUAAGAUCAUACAACACAUCUUGCCUCUACUAUUGCUCUGUUGUCAAUUUUUUAAUCAAAUUCUAUUCCAAAGUGCAACCUUGGACCAAAUAUACUUAACUCGCACACAAAUUUAACCUAAAACCCUAUCGCAACCAUAAACUUCAAGCAGCAAAUGUUGCGAAAGCAUUUUUCAGAUGCCUGUUCUUACAAAUUUUUGACAAAUUUUCUUAUGGUAGUUGGUCAGAUUUUAUCUCUUUGGUUUUACUUUUGAAAUCAUUGUCUUCUGUUUUGUACAGUUAUUGAUGUUUAAAUGUGCCAUGUUACUUUUAGAGUAUGGAAAGAAAUUAUUUUAAAUUGUGUUUUCGAAGCAUUGAAUUUCUAGUCAAAAAGAAAAUACUUAGUGUUUUAAAGAGUGAAGUAAGUUCUGGUGAAGGUGAACAAAUAAUUUGAAAAAGUUCUCUCAUUGUUACAUGUGAAGGAAUUCUUUUGAAAAUACAUCACAUUCCAAGUGAAUUUACUCAAUUUAGAAAAAGUUCUGAUGCCACAUGUUUCUAUAGUGUAUUCCCACACAAUACUGUGCCUUUCACUAUAUGUGAUAUUCAAUAUGCUAGACCCCCAAAACUCUUAUCAUUUUGAUGAUUCCAAAACUUCACAGUACACACUGAUUCUUAUGACCUAAGUAUUCAACCUUUUUUUCAAUGAUUGGAUGGACAGUUUCAUUUACAAUUAUCAGUAUUACAAUUUUUAAAAUGUUCUCUGAAUGGAAAUUCAGAGAUUAAUAUGAAGCAGUUGUUUCGCCUUUUCCUUUCAUGGAAUUCCCUUAAAUACUUCCUUUAAUGUGUGAUUUAGUGAUGAGAUGAAGUGGGGGUACAUUUAUUAUUCUAUAUUCAUCAGUAUUCAACCAUCUAUUCCCUGGCUGUGGCAGUCUGCUUUCUAUUUUAGAGGUCAAUUUUGUGAUAGAUCACAACAGGGAUAGUUAGGAUUUAGCAAGGCUUUAUUUAUUCCUUUAUUUUGUUUAUGUUGGUAUGUGUUUAUAUGUCUAUGAGCCAGGUAUAUCAAGUGUAAAUGUUUUGCUUGAUUAACUCGUUCUUCAUUUCAUGUAAUAUUUACCUGUUUAAGAUUUUAUGUACCUUAUGAUUAUGUUGAAAAGACCCAUACAUUUGUAUCACUUUCUCUUUUUAUUAUGAUAUUGUGGAGAUGUAUUUAUGAACUCCAAUCCGUAUAAAUGAUUUUAAAUUUGUAUUCUGUGGUAAAACUCUUGUAUUCCAUCAAAACUACUCUGAAAUCUGAAACUUUUUCAAGUAUUUUGACAGCUUAUUUUUCAUCAUGGCUUUUGAGGUUUCUUCCUCAUGAGGGCAUUGGUUUUAUGGUUAUGUAUCACAAGAUUUGAAGCUGUUCAAUUUUAAAGUCACUUUUUAUCCUCUAAUUUUGUCAAAACAUAUACUUGCACCUCUACCGCAACAUGUUAAGUCUCAGUAUUUUAAAGUAGUAUUAUUUUAUAUGUUUAUCGUAGUUAUCUGAAUCAGCUAAGUAUAUCUGAUCACAUGAAAAUGAAUAUCUUCCACUAUGUUUAAAUCUUAGUGUUUAGUUUAUUUUACAAAUGCAUUUGUUCUCUUUUUGAGAUGUAUAUAUUAUACUAUAAAUCAGUACUUUACUUUACUAGCAGAUACUAAUGUAUAUAGCCUUCCACAAUGCUUGUAAAUACCGGUAGGUCAGUACUUUUGUCAUUGUUACAUGUACAUGUAUGUCGAGUCUUGUUUGACUUGAAAUACAGAUAUAUUUGAUAUUAUUUGGGCAUUUUUUUUCUCCUUCUCAUUCUUUUCUAAUUUAACAUGAGCUGCAUUGGGUGUUUCUAAGUGGGGCAUCUUGCAAUGUAUCUCUGUUUGUUUUGGAGUUGAUAUUAAAAUAAUUCCGAUAUGAUGUCUUCCUCCUUCACGGUCUCUCUGACCAAUCAGAGAGCUUCGCUUUGUAUAAGAUUACACAACGUAUGUGUAAAAUAAACAUUAAUGUCUUCCUAUGUAAACUCUACAUGCCUAAGAUUAUGUUCAGGCACAGUCAAACCUGCUUCAGCGACCACCUGGCUACAAAGACCACUGUUCUUGUCUUCUUUAAGUGGUCUUAAAGACAGGGUUGACUUUAUACUGAUUUUGUAAGAUUAUUUUUUGCUUAAAAUCUUGUUUCUUGGUGUAUAAUCAAAGUAUUGUCACAUUUUUGUGCCAGUAAGUCUUCAUUUGUACAAUUCAUUUCUACAAUUCCAUAAUGGUAGAAUUUUUAUUGCCUUUUUAUGUAUUAAGUGGAAGAGAUGAUUUUAUUUCUUGUCCAAUUGUGCCUUAUUUUCAUCCAUCGUGCCUUAUUCUCAUCCAUCGUGCCUUAUUCUCUUUAUUUGAAACCAACUUGAUUGGGUGAUUGAUGAAAUCAGGGGGUGCUUCACAAAACUUGUCAUCAAUGACAAGUGACAGUUUUUGUUAUAAGCUAGUGAAAUCUUUGCAUCUGAUUGAUUAUCAGCAGAUUUGUCACCGGUUUUUUGUAAUUUGUCAUUGAAAAAGGCUUUGUGAAACAGCCCCAGGAGUAUGUAUAUAUCUUGAUUAUAUGACAAUGCAAUGCACAAUAAAGUGAGCAGAAAUUAAAAAAACGAAA
This is a messenger RNA of Strongylocentrotus purpuratus (purple sea urchin), 5314 nucleotides long. RefSeq names its product wee1-like protein kinase 2. Gene Ontology annotation, molecular function: magnesium ion binding; non-membrane spanning protein tyrosine kinase activity; ATP binding. NCBI's taxonomy places the organism in Eukaryota, Metazoa, Echinodermata, Echinoidea, Camarodonta, Strongylocentrotidae. Gene Ontology annotation, biological process: protein phosphorylation; mitotic cell cycle. The record is from RefSeq and is a predicted model, not a curated record. Gene Ontology annotation, cellular component: nucleus.